GGGAUCAAGCGCGUUGACCAAUUCUUCUUCAUGUUAAUAUAAUAUUUAUAAUUACAUAUACUUUUUAUAGUUGUAGAUCCAAGAAUAUCAUAUUUUUUGUUAUUAUUGUUUUAGAAAUUAAUAUAACUCGAUUAGAAUGAAAUUAGUAAUUGAAUGAAUGAGAACCCCAUCUUGUUUGCUACCUCUAACUUUAGAUUCUGCUGUCCUUAACCUUUCCAAUAUCACUGAUCUCUCCCCUCUUCCUGAUCACAUUCUCAUCGAGCUCUUCCUGAGAACAUUGAGAGCUGGAAAGCUGACUGAGAGGGUUCUUAAGCUGUUUAUAGCUACUGGCAAGGACGAGGUCUUCUCACUUAUCCAGGAGCUAAACAUUCAAGUCACAGUUAACCCUGUCCUUCCUACCAGAUGUUCUGAGAAAUUUCUAUUCAGAAUUCGAUUGUUGUUUCUAUUUGGCAAGAUGUCUCUACCAAUUAAGGACGAUGAGAUUGAUAUCGUGAUAGGAACACUCAAUUCUGAUCUGACAUCUUUCAUGAAUGCGUGGAGGCCUAUAUUCUCUCGAUUUCAUCUGAUAAUUGUCAAAGACCUUGAUUUGAAAGAGGAAAUCAAAAUCCCAGAGGGCUUUAACCUAGAUGUCUAUGAAAAGCCUGACAUAGACCGCUUGGUGGGUACUUCUACAUCCAUCAUCUUCUCUGGCUAUGCAUGCAGGUAUUUUGGCUAUCUUGUUUCUCGGAAGAAGUACAUUAUCUCUGUGGACGAUGACUGUCUUCCAGCCAAGGACAAUAAAGGCUUUUUGGUGGAUGCUGUUUCCCAGCAUAUUACUAAUCUUACAACCCCAGCCACACCGUUCUUUUUUAAUACUCUGUAUGACCCUUUCACUGAAGGUGCGGAUUUUGUCCGUGGCUACCCAUUCAGUCUUCGGAGCGGGGUAACAUGUGUUUUGUCAUGUGGUCUAUGGCAUAAUUUGGCUGACUAUGAUGCACCUACUCAAGCCCUCAAGCCAGAAGAAAGGAAUUCCCGAUAUGUUGACGCCGUUCUGACUGUUCCAGCUAGAACCCUGAUGCCUAUUAGCGGAAUCAACAUCGCUUUUAAUCGGGAUGUGGUUGGACCUGCCUUACUUCCAUGUUUGAGGUUGGCCGCGGAAGGUAAGUUUAGGUGGGAAACAAUGGAAGACAUCUGGAGUGGGAUGUGUGUUAAGGUCAUAUGCGAUCACCUCAGACUCGGUGUGAAAACUGGGCUGCCUUAUGUGUGGAGAAACGACAGAGGUGACGCAAUAGCAAGCUUGAGAAAAGAAUGGGAGGGUGUGAAGAUGAUGGAGGAAGUCGUGCCUUUCUUUCAGUCUCUGAGGUUGCCACAGGAAGCUACUACAGCAGAGGACUGUGUAGUCGAGGUGGCGAAUGCUGUUAAAGAGAAGCUGGGAUCGAAAGAUCCCGUGUUUGCUCGUACCGCUAAAGCCAUGCUUGAUUGGGUAAAGCUCUGGAAAUCAGUUGGAGGUUGCUCAUCCUCACCAGGUGCAUAGGAAUCAAUUAACUUGAGGGCUGUGCUUUGUUUCGUUUUAGUUUAUGAUUAUAAAUCAUGGUGUACUGCAACUGUGUUUAUCCAUACAAGUUGAAACUGUGUGUUUAUAGACUACAAUACUUCUUGAUGGA
Hibiscus syriacus is the source of this 1643-nucleotide messenger RNA. Its product is annotated as probable UDP-arabinopyranose mutase 5. The coding region runs from base 158 to 1513 and encodes 451 amino acids. Gene Ontology annotation, cellular component: Golgi apparatus; cytosol. NCBI's taxonomy places the organism in Eukaryota, Viridiplantae, Streptophyta, Magnoliopsida, Malvales, Malvaceae. Gene Ontology annotation, molecular function: UDP-arabinopyranose mutase activity. The transcript is spliced from 4 exons. The record is from RefSeq and is a predicted model, not a curated record. Gene Ontology annotation, biological process: plant-type cell wall biogenesis; UDP-L-arabinose metabolic process.